AGCACCGCGAAAGGUGUAGACUAUUGCUCCUAGUCAACAAGAAGAGCAGGACAAACCCCAUUGGCAAAGAUCGAGGGAGCACUUUUGUCAGCGCAAUCAAUUGGGCGAAGCGAUGAAUCGGUUCUGGACUCUUUACGGCCGAAAGCACAGGAUUCAAUUUCGACUCCAGUUGUCUGUGGUGGUGGAGUCUCCACUCAGCGUGGUGGAGCAGCCUGGCCGGAGGGGAGACUCGGUGGGUUCUGGCUUCCUGGCAUCUUGGUCAAUCAAAGGGCGAUCUGACUCCGAUGAUCAUCUGUAUCGGGGAAGAGAAGAGCUGAAAUGCUCCAUCCCAGUUCCCUCUUUGGCUGCUAGGCUGCCAUUCAUAUGCGCAUAUUUGUCUGCCCAUACCGGAUUUGACCGGCCAGUAGUCGAAUCGUUCGUGCAGGUGCAGAGCGAUGGUGGUGAGUGCGCGACUUGUGGAAGAUUCCAUCUCUUGAUACUCAUAAUUGUCAGAUUCUCUCCAAGUUUGUGUCACGAGAAAAGGAGGCUGAUGCCUCGGUUGCAUUAUUACUUUGUACUACUCCGUAAGUAUAAAGGCAAUCAAUCGAAAGCCGAUGGUCGUCAAGCUUGACUAAAUCGGUACCGUCAUAACUAAUUAACUAAUCUCCAUGGUCCGAACCCGCGGAACCCCGCCCUGAGCCGAUUGAGGCAAGCGUGGCGGGAUGGCGCCGAAUUCCCGUCGGAGUUUGAACUGACUCGUUCCAAUCUCUCUCUCUCUCUCUCUCUCACGCACACUCUCUCCCGCUCCUACCCGUCCAGAACCCUUGGUUCUUGGGUUCUUUCUUUGGACGGUGGAGCUCAAUUUUAAAUGGCACGAGCCAUCCCAUCUGCAAACCGCUAGUCGUGCGUGGUUUCACCUCCUACUCUGUUUGCAUAAUCAGCAUAAUCAAUUAGCUGCUUCUGCUCCUGCCUUU
Molecule: messenger RNA, 953 nt
Organism: Aspergillus brunneoviolaceus CBS 621.78
Lineage: Eukaryota; Fungi; Ascomycota; Eurotiomycetes; Eurotiales; Aspergillaceae
Exons: 1
Coding region: 113-610 (165 amino acids)
Source: RefSeq, a predicted model, not a curated record